GGUGAGAAUCGAGAAAAAUGAACCAGCGUGCGACGAAGAGACCUCGUUCCCGGGUUCUCAGUCCCAGUUGUUUGGAAGGGGGGGUGGGGUACGGUCCAGGUUGAGACUUGCCUGGCAAGCCCAGGAGAUUCAUCCUGGGAAAGGAGGGCGGCGGUGGAAGAGGGAGGAGUCGAGUUUGGCGCGCGGACGCCCAGCGGCUCCCAGGAGGAGGGGCAAGGACAAGGUUACGGCUUGUCUGGCACGCGCUGGAGCUGGGUCCAGGAUGGGUUGGGGGGAGGAGUCGAGUUUGGCUCUCGCGCACCCGGCAGUCCCACGGGGAAAGUGGGGGCGGGGGAAGGAGGGAGAGCAGGUGGAUCUGCGCUGGCGCGCGGGGGCGCGGGAGGGCGGCGGCGGCGGCGCGGGGGGCGAGGGGGUGAUGUGGCACCGUUCUCGAGCUGCUCCUCUCCUGGCUUAGAGGCAUCCAGCCGGCGGCGGGAGGCGCGGACCCGCGGGGCGGUGACGAGGCUGAGGGGGCGGAGGCCGCCGCGGGGCACGAGCCGCGCCGCAGGUGACCAAGAGGAGGAGGAAGGGGAGAGAUAACAAGCUGCAUCCUCUGUGCAGAGGGCGGGGAGGGGGAAUAAUAAAAAUAAAAUAAUAAACAACAACAAACAUACGCCGUGCAGAAGACGGGCCGGUGCCCCCACCUUCCCGGCAUGAGCAUCUCCCUUCCUUCUUUCGAGCACUGAGGAGGAGCUGGGUGCGACUCGCCCGAGAUGCCCCAACUAGAGGCGGCUUAGUAGGCUCGGGCUCCAGAGGAAGGAGCCCCAGGGUGGGCCUGGAGAUGGCGGCCCGGAGCGCCCCAAACUGCCACCUGCGGCUGGAAUGGGUGUACGGCUACCGUGGCCAUCAGUGCCGCAACAACCUCUACUACACCGCAGCCAAGGAGAUCGUCUACUUCGUGGCUGGGGUCGGCGUAGUGUACAGCCCUCGCGAACACCGGCAGAAGUUCUACCGGGGCCACAGCGACGACAUCAUCAGCCUUGCAUUGCAUCCUGAACGAGUGUUGGUAGCAACUGGCCAAGUUGGGAAAGAGCCAUAUAUCUGUGUCUGGGACUCGUACACAGUACAGACUAUAUCAGUGCUUAAGGAUAUUCAUACACAUGGUAUAGCUUGUUUAUCAUUCGACUUGGAUGGGCAACGCUUGGUAUCUGUAGGACUGGAUUCAAAAAAUGCAAUAUGUGUUUGGGAUUGGAGAAAAGGAAAAAUGCUAUCUAUGGCUCCUGGACAUACAGACAGAAUAUUUGAUAUUUCUUGGGACUUGUAUCAACCAAAUAAACUUGUCAGUUGUGGUGUAAAACAUAUUAAGUUCUGGAGUUUGUGUGGAAAUUCUUUGACUCCAAAGCGAGGUGUCUUUGGUAAGGCUGGUGAUCUUCAGACAAUAUUGUGCCUUGCCUGUGCAAGAGAUGAAUUAACAUAUUCUGGUGCACUCAGUGGGGAUGUCUAUGUAUGGAAAGGAGUCAAUCUUAUACGUACGAUACAGGGAGCACAUACGGCAGGAAUUUUCAGUAUGAAUGCAUGUGAGGAAGGCUUUGCUACUGGUGGCAGAGAUGGCUGUAUUCGCCUCUGGGAUUUAACUUUUAAACCAAUUACUGUAAUUGAUCUCAGGGAAACAGACCAGGGAUACAAAGGUUUGUCUGUCAGGAGUGUUUGUUGGCGAGGAGAUCAUAUCCUAGUUGGAACACAAGACAGUGAAAUUUUUGAAAUUGUGGUGCAUGAACGAAACAAGCCUUUUCUGAUUAUGCAGGGACACUGUGAAGGUGAACUUUGGGCCCUGGCAGUACAUCCAACUAAGCCUCUUGCUAUGACUGGAAGUGAUGACCGGUCAGUCAGAAUAUGGAGCCUAAUAGAUCAUGCAUUGAUAGCAAGAUGUAAUAUGGAGGAACCAAUCCGUUGUGCAGCUGUUAGUACAGAUGGAAUCCAUCUUGCCCUUGGAAUGAAGGAUGGUUCUUUGACUGUACUUCGAGUAAGAGAUAUGACAGAAGUUGUUCACAUUAAAGACAGGAAGGAGGCUAUUCAUGAAUUAAAAUAUUCACCAGAUGGGACUUUCCUUGCUGUUGGAUCAAAUGAUAGCUCUGUUGAUAUUUAUGGAGUUGUCCAGCGGUAUAAAAAAGUUGGAGAAUGUGUUGGAUCCCUUAGUUUCAUCACUCAUCUGGACUGGUCUUCAGACAGUAGAUAUUUACAGACCAAUGAUGGAAGUGGAAAAAGACUGUUUUAUAGGAUGCCAAGUGGAAAAGAAGUGACAAAUAAAGAAGAAAUGAAAGGUGUUCAAUGGGCUUCAUGGACUUGUGUUUCGGGCCUUGAAGUUAAUGGAAUUUGGCCCAAGUAUUCUGAUAUGAAUGAUAUAAAUUCUGUAGAUGGAAAUUUUAUUGGCCAAGUUUUAGUUACUGCUGAUGACUAUGGAAUUAUAAAACUAUUCCGAUAUCCUUGUUUAAGAAAAGGAGCCAAAUUUAAAAAAUAUAUUGGUCAUUCAGCUCAUAUAACCAAUGUUAGAUGGUCACAUGAUUAUCAGUGGGUUAUUUCUAUUGGUGGAGCAGAUCAUUCUGUCUUUCAGUGGAAAUUUAUUCCUGAGAGAAAACUAAAGGAUUCCCUUCACAUAGCACCACAAGAAAGUCUGGUUGACUCUAAUAGUGAUGAAUCAGAUUCAGACCAGUCUGAUGUUCCAGAAUUGGACUCUGAAAUUGAACAAGAGACUCAGAUCACAUAUCAUCGACAGGUUUACAAAGAAGAUCUACCUCAACUUAAAGAGCAGUGCAGAGAAAAACACAAGAAUGCUACGUCUAAAAGAAGAGUGCGAGCCCCAGGACAGAGUAUACGGUUACAUUUUGUACAUGGUUACAGAGGUUAUGAUUGUCGGAGUAAUCUGUUUUACACUCAGAUUGGUGAAAUUGUGUACCAUGUUGCAGCUGUGGGUGUAAUUUAUAAUCGACAACAGAAUACACAACGAUUUUAUCUGGGUCAUGAUGAUGAUAUUCUGUGUCUGGCAAUUCAUCCUUUAAAAGAUUAUGUGGCAACAGGCCAGGUAGGUAGAGAUCCUGCAAUACACAUAUGGGAUACAGAGACCAUUAAACCAUUGUCAAUAUUAAAGGGCUAUCAUCAAUAUGGUGUUUGUGCUGUUGAUUUUUCAGCUGAUGGCAAACGUUUGGCUUCUGUUGGAAUAGAUGAUAGUCAUACUAUUGUGUUAUGGGACUGGAAAAAAGGAGAGAAACUCUCAAUUACGAGAGGAAAUAAAGAUAAAAUUUUUGUUGUGAAGAUGAACCCAUAUAUGCCUGACAAACUGAUUACUGCUGGUAUUAAACACAUGAAAUUUUGGAGGAGAGCAGGAGGAGGAUUGAUUGGGAGAAAAGGCUACAUAGGUCCCUUGGGGAAAGGUGACACAAUGAUGUGUGCAGUGUAUGGCUGGACUGAAGAGAUGGCAUUUUCUGGAACUUCAACAGGAGAUGUGUGCAUCUGGAAAGACAUUUUUCUCAUAAAAACUGUCAAAGCACAUGAUGGACCAGUAUUCAGUAUGCAUGCUCUAGAAAAGGGCUUUGUAACUGGAGGAAAGGAUGGAGUAGUGGCUCUCUGGGAUGAUUCCUUUGAAAGGUGCCUCAAAACCUAUGCCAUCAAAAGAGCUUCUUUAGCUCCAGGGUCUAAAGGACUUCUUUUAGAAGACAACCCUUCUAUACGUGCCAUAUCAUUAGGACAUGGUCAUAUCUUAGUAGGCACAAAGAAUGGUGAAAUACUAGAGGUAGAUAAAAGUGGACCUAUUACUCUGCUGGUUCAGGGUCACAUGGAAGGAGAUGUGUGGGGUUUAGCUACCCAUCCUCAUUUGCCUAUUUGUGCAACUGUAAGUGAUGAUAAGACCUUAAGAAUAUGGGAUCUAUCUCCUAGCCACUGUAUGUUAGCUGUCCGGAAACUGAAGAAGGGAGGAAGGUGUUGUUGUUUUUCUCCUGAUGGGAAAGCUUUAGCUGUAGGUCUCAACGAUGGAAGUUUUUUAAUGGUGAAUGCAGACACCUUAGAGGAUCUUGUCUCCUUUCACCAUAGAAAAGAUGUUAUUUCAGAUAUUCGCUUUUCACCUGGUUCUGGAAAAUAUCUAGCUGUGGCGUCCUAUGACAGCUUUGUAGAUAUCUAUAAUGUAAUGAGUAGUAAGCGAGUAGGAAUCUGCAAAGGUGCUACCAGUUACAUAACACAUAUUGACUGGGAUUUAAGAGGAAAGCUUUUACAGGUCAAUACUGGUGCUAAAGAACAAUUAUUCUUUGAAGCUCCACGAGGGAAAAAACAGAUUAUUCCUAGUCUAGAGGUAGAAAAAAUUGGUUGGGCAUCAUGGACAAGUGUGCUUGGUUCUUCUUGUGAGGGAAUUUGGCCAGUAAUUGGAGAAGUCACAGAUGUAACUGCCUCAUGUCUUACAAGUGACAACAUGGUCCUAGCCACUGGUGAUGAUUUUGGAUUUGUGAAGUUAUUUAGAUAUCCAGCUAAAGGAAAAUUUGGAAAAUUUAAGAAGUAUGUUGCUCAUAGUACACAUGUUACAAAUGUUCGCUGGACUUAUGAUGACAGCUUAUUGGUCACAGUAGGAGGUCAAGAUACAUCUCUUAUGAUUUGGACAUAUGAAUUGGAAGGUUAUCGUGAAAAAAGGCCAUGUGAUAGUGAGGAAUCUGAUAUAGAAUCUGAGGAAGAUGGAGGAUAUGAUAGUGAUGUUACAAGGGAGAAUGAGAUUACUUACACCAUAAGAGCCUUAUCAACAAAUAUCCGGCCAAUGUUUGGAAUCAAACCUCAUUUACAACAAAAAGAACCUACAGUGGAUGAAAGACCACCAGUUAGUAGGGCAUUACCACAGCCUGAAAAACUUCAGACAAAUAAUGUUGGCAAAAAAAAGAGACCUAUUGAGGACCUCGUAUUGGAACUUGUUUUGGGAUAUCGAGGCAGAGAUUGCAGGAACAAUAUUCACUAUUUGAAUGAUGGUGAUGAUAUAAUUUAUCACACUGCGUCAGUUGGGAUCUUACACAAUGUGGCAACAGGCUCUCAGAGUUUUUAUCAGGAACAUAACGAUGAUAUUCUGUGCCUCACUGUAAAUCAGCACCCCAAAUUUAUCAACAUAGUGGCAACUGGCCAAGUAGGAGACUCAGCAGACAUGUCAGCUACAGCUCCUUCUAUACACAUCUGGGAUGCAAUUAAUAAGCAAACCUUGUCUAUAUUACGAUGUUACCAUUCAAAAGGCGUAUGUUCUGUCAGCUUUAGUGCUACUGGCAAACUGUUGCUUUCUGUGGGUCUGGACCCAGAACAUACCAUUACCAUUUGGAAGUGGCAGGAAGGUGCCAGAAUUGCCAGCAGAGUUGGCCAUAACCAGCGUAUUUUUGUAGCAGAAUUCAGACCAGAUUCAGAUACUCACUUUGUUUCAGUGGGAGUGAAACACGUCAGGUUCUGGACCUUGGCUGGAAGAGCUCUGCUUAAUAAGAAAGGGCUGCUGAGUACCUUAGAAGAUGCCCGGAUGCAAACAAUGCUUGCUGUAGCUUUUGGAGCAAAUAACUUGACAUUUACAGGUACCAUCAGUGGAGAUGUCUGUGUUUGGAAAGACCAUAUUCUGAUUCGCAUUGUGGCCAAAGCUCAUAAUGGACCUGUCUUUGCAAUGUACACAACCCUGAGAGAUGGGCUUAUAGUCACAGGUGGCAAAGAACGACCGUCAAAAGAAGGAGGAGCCGUUAAGCUUUGGGACCAAGAACUGAGACGAUGCCGUGCCUUCAGACUAGAAACAGGACAAAUCACAGAUUGUGUUCGCUCUGUCUGUAGAGGCAAAGGAAAGAUAUUAGUUGGUACUAAGAAUGCUGAAAUAAUUGAAUUAGGAGAGAAAAAUGCAGUGUGUAACAUUUUAGUUAAUGGUCAUAUGGAUGGACCAAUCUGGGGACUUGCAACACAUCCUUCAAGAGAUUUUUUCCUUUCUGCUGCAGAAGAUGGUACAGUGAGACUCUGGGAUAUUGCUGAUAAAAAGAUGCUAAACAAAGUCAAUUUGGGUCAUGCUGCCCGUACUGUGUGCUACAGCCCUGAAGGAGACAUGGUGGCCAUUGGCAUGAAAAAUGGAGAAUUCAUUCUUUUGCUAGUGACUUCUUUAAAAAUAUGGGGAAAGAAAAGAGACAGGAGGUGUGCUAUUCAAGACAUCAGGUUUAGUCCAGAUUCCAGAUACUUAGCCGUGGGUUCUAAUGAGAAUGCAGUGGAUUUUUAUGACCUAACAUUGGGCCCCAGCCUUAACAGAAUCAGCUACUGCAAAGACAUCCCAAGCUUUGUUAUUCAAAUGGACUUUUCUGCUGACAGCUGUUAUCUUCAGGUCUCCACUGGUUCAUAUAAACGACAUGUCUAUGAAGUGCCUUCAGGAAAACAGCUGGUGGAUCAGGCAACCAUUGACAGAAUAACUUGGGCUACCUGGACUAGCAUUCUAGGAGAUGAAGUGGUUGGAAUAUGGUCAAGACAUACUGAGAAAGCUGAUGUCAAUUGUGCCUGUGUGUCUCAUUCAGGAAUCAACCUGGUAACUGGAGAUGACUUUGGCAUGGUCAAACUAUUUGAUUUUCCAUGUCCAGAAAAAUUUGCAAAAUACAAAAGGUUCUUAGGUCACUCUGCACAUUUGACCAAUAUUCGGUUUACAAGUGGUGAUCGACAUGUUGUUAGUGCUGGAGGGGAUGACUGCAGCUUAUUUGUCUGGAAAUGCAUAUAUAUGCCACACUGAAGAUGAAUGGAAUACUGAGGGGACACUAUGUGAAGUAACUCAAGAAUACAAUAAGAGAAGCCUUUGCAUGAUCAAGAAAUGGUGCUAACCCCCCAAGAUGAAUCAAACUUGGGGAAAUGCCUAGAAUUUUAGUUAGAAAGAUUAUUAAUUCAAAAUAUUUGCUUUAGUACUUAAUCAUGUUGAUAUGUUCACUGCCAGAUUAUCAAAAUAUUCAGAUAAAUCAGAGUUAGAUGUGGACUUCACGUAAAAUCCAGGAUUUUAUUUUAAACACAAAUUAUUAUUUUCAAGGUUUUCUGUAUCAACUUGGCAAAGCCAUAAGGUACAUGUUAUUGGGUAUUUUUGGUAUAGGUGAAGGAUUUUUAUUCUCUAUGUUCCCAACUCUUCUAGUUUUAUUCUCUUCUCUAACCUUAUUACUACAAUUACAAGGCAUCUUUCUACCCCAUUCUUAUCCACCACUACCCCAAAAAAGAAAGCAAAAAGCAUUGGUUAUUCCUGAUCUAAACCUGAAAAAUGGUAGUUUAAAAAAAAAAAGUCAGUAAUGCUGAAAAUAUUUUUUGAAGGCUACCUAUUAAAUAUAUGUUCUAAUUUUUCCUAAGGAAAGUAUAAUUUAAAAAUGCAAAUGUCUUAUUCAUUUCUGCAAAUUGGAAGCAGACUAAAGACUGCAAUGGCUUUAGUAAAUUUUCCUUGAAAAAAUGAUUCAAACUGUCAUGUCCCAUACCUGGCAAAUCAAGUGUUUGCUAAAAACACACAUGAAGCUGCUCUCAUAGAUCUCUCACCCUGACUUAGAAACAGUUUUUUUCCACUUUGUGAGUACCUUGUCCAAGGAUAGAAAGUAUAACUCUAGUUAUUACUGCUUUGUGAAUAAAUCCACAGUGACAGCCCCACAAUAUUUGCACUCUCACUUUUUUUUCCCUAAGGUUCAUUAUCUAUGUAAACACUAAAAGAACAUUUUAGCAACCUAUAUAACAGAAAAUUGGGAAAAUCAUUUUCAUGUUAUUUGAGGGAUAAACUACUCAUUUUCAAUGAAAGAUUUUUAAAUGCAAAGAAAUUUUAGACAGGAAUAAAAAUCAACUAGAAUAUAGCAUAUUUGAAAAACAUAACUGAUUUAUGUUUUGUUAAGAUUUAAAUUGGUUUUUUUCUGAGGUCUCUUCCAACCAUGGGACUCAGUACUACUAUAAUUUUUAAAAAAUACUAAAUCAUUUGAUUUAAUGAACAUUGUUGUUUCAAAAUUUAACACAUUAAAAUUACUUAGUUGACUUAGAUGAAUGACAUACGUAUAACUGUUCCCAUUACUUACUACUGAAAUCCAGUACCUCACAUUGAUUUAUUUGUUGGAAAUUAACUUUAAAUAUAUCCAAAAAUCUAAACUGAGCUGACUCCCUCCCCUCCCUCCCUCCUCCUCCUGGCACCCAGUGCUAAAGGCAGAGACACUUGAAAUAAAUGGUAGACUAUUCCUUUAAGCCACUGGAGUACAAAGUUUUGAAUGCAUAGAUAGUAUCCCAAUAACUUAAUUUAACAAGAUUUUCAGAUUUAUCUAACAUGCUUCCAGAUUGGCUCGUGUAGCAAAUAUAAAAAUGAUUUACUUUCAUGAAGAAUGCCAAGAUUUUGCUGUAUGAUGUGAAAUUCAGGCCACUGUUUGUGACAAAGGCAGAUCAAAAUUCUGUUUUCUCUCAGGCAAAAAAUGUUAGAUGAAUAACAUCUCAAGAUCUUCUAUUAUAAAACUAGUUGUCUCAUCUUUAUUACAAAAUUCCAAAUAACAUUUCCAGGUAUACAAGUUCAUUUGGAAAGAUAGCUGAAAAUAUAUUCCUUCAUAUCCCUUAGUUAAUAAACUUUUAAAAUCAAUGAAUUUUCCUUAAAUCCUUGAUGAAACUACUUUUAGGUUUCAGUCAUUUUCUUAAUCUUUUCUUAAGCACUUUCCAAUUAACAUGAUUUUCUCUAACAAUACAAUGCUACCUAAGAAGUAGAGAAAAGUCAUCUUUCAUAAGUUCAUUUUAAAGAUUUUAAUGUUCAUUCAGCACAAAACAUGACUAGGAAUUAUUAUUUCCUAUCAGUCAUAAGGCCAGUUAAGCAAUAGUAAAAUGUUGGGCUAUUGAAUAGGUAAAUCAACUCUGGCCAACUGCUUUUAAAGAAUUUAUCAUAGUUGCCUUUUUAUGUAUAUGUAGAAAACAGAGCUACAAUACUGAAGCUGUCACUUGAUUUAAUGUCUGUCUGAUGAAUUUAUAACUGGAAUUUAUUUGGCCAUAUUUCAUACAAAUCAAUAUGACAGUACUGAGUAGCAUGCUCACAUUUCCUCUAUGUAUCCCAUUUUUUUAAAAAUUAGCACUGAAAGAAAGUAGAGAGUUUUUCCCCCUUCAGGCAGUGCAUAGUAAGCACCCGUUGGGAAUGAGCUGUUUUGGAAAAUCAGGAACCUUAUGUCUUUUUCAGGUUAAGAGUACAGAUUUCAUGAUGUAUGUAUACCACUGAAAUUUGGCAGAUAUAAGAUUGCCUUAAAGCCUAAAAAAAUUAUGUUGCUAAUUGUACUUUCAAAAAUUAAGUUUGCAAAGGAUAAGGCAGGUCACAUGUAUAAACUGCCAUAUUUUAUUAGAACCUUUUCCAGUUUUGUUUUUAAAACCCAGAAAAUUAUUUUUGUGUGCAUGAUAUGAUUUAGCUGGUUAAUUUUAUCAACUUGUAACCUAGGACUUCCUUUUACCUAUGAUUACACCACUGGGUUUAUAAACACACAAGCAUGCCAAAGCCUACUAUGCACUCUUUGUACCAAUCACUGUGCUACUGUCAGACCAAAACCAUCUCCCUUCUUUGGUCCUCUGUUCUUGUUCAUUUUGGAUCAGCAUUUGUUUUAUGUGUAAUUUUCUACAUCAAAGUAACUUAAGAAACAAAGCACUUGAUAUUGUACAAAGUGAGAUAUUGUUACAUUUCAAGGUCAAGAAUGAGUUUAUACUUAGUAUGAUUUUCCUCCCCAGAUAAUUUAUUCAAUUUUCAACAGCUAUUCACCUUUUUUUAAGCAUACAUAUGGGUGAAGAUAAUUCACCUUUUAAAGAAUAGUCUAAGUUUCUUCCAAAAGGCCAUUUGAACCACCAUCUACUUUAUAAAAUCAUUAAUCACUGUCUGAAAGGCCUUGUUUCUCAAAGUAACUGUCAUUAAGUUUAAUAGAUUAGUUGAACAAGAAAGUAAAGGAACUAUCUUUUCCCCAAAAUCAAACAGCUUUGUACUUAUUUAGGAGGUGGAGGUUGGGGGUGGGGACAGGUAUGAGAUGGUUCUAUAAAUCUUUGCAUAUGGAAAAAAAGUAUUUUUAGUCUGCAUUUCCUCCUGUCCUGUUAAAUUAUGCCUUUAGAAUCAGCAUAAAAAAUUCUACCUUUUCUCAACUUUUCGAAAUAGGGAAGUUUCGAAAGGAGACUAUUAAAUUAAGUUGGUUCACUAUACAAACUAGGCAGGAUAUAGGAUGCACCAGGCCACACAAGAGUUAUUACACAUGUUUUUAAAUUAAUCCAUAUAAGGGAAAAGUAAACCCAAUAGUUCCUUGCCUUUUAUUUAAAUUUGUUUUUGAAAAUCAAUGUUUCCAUCUCUCCUUCAAAGCCAAUGGUCCAUAACUUCUAUAUUCUGUUUCAUUCUGAAGUAUGUAUAUAUGACAGUCUUUGCUUUUAACCAAAUGGAAUUUUUGUUCUGUGUUUUAAAUGGGCCCAAAGGUAUAGUCAUAUUAAAUUUAUCACACAUGAAAUAUAUAUUUUUAAUGCAUUCCUCUGUAUUCCGUAAUCCAUUUUGGCAUUUAAUUCUUCCAAUUAACUUUAGUCUUGUAAUCUUAAAAUGUAUAAUUAAUUCAGAUCUGCUUUAUAUUAAAAAAAAAACUAAUCCUGCAAGUGUGCUUCUCCACACAAUUAUAAUUCCUGGUGUGUUAAUUUUCGUAAUGUGAAGAUAUAUGUAUAGCUAUAUAUAUUUGUUAAAGCAGAGUCUAAAUUGUGUAGUCGUUUUCUGAUAUCCUAUGUGUGUAUAUAUAUAUAUAUAUACAUAUAUAUACUUGUAAAAAUUCUUUUGUAAAUUUUUUGUGAAAAUGUAGUUCCCCAAAAGAUUUACUGAAAAAAGCAUAUGUAACUGAAUAAUAAAUGAAAA
This is a messenger RNA of Monodelphis domestica (gray short-tailed opossum), 10834 nucleotides long. RefSeq names its product EMAP like 5 (gene EML5). Lineage: Eukaryota; Metazoa; Chordata; Mammalia; Didelphimorphia; Didelphidae. The record is from RefSeq and is a predicted model, not a curated record. Gene Ontology annotation, molecular function: microtubule binding.